Periophthalmus magnuspinnatus is the source of this 2331-nucleotide messenger RNA. RefSeq names its product polycystic kidney disease 2-like 1 (gene pkd2l1). Gene Ontology annotation, biological process: detection of mechanical stimulus; potassium ion transmembrane transport. The record is from RefSeq and is a predicted model, not a curated record. Lineage: Eukaryota; Metazoa; Chordata; Actinopteri; Gobiiformes; Gobiidae. Gene Ontology annotation, molecular function: calcium channel activity; muscle alpha-actinin binding; calcium-activated potassium channel activity. The transcript is spliced from 15 exons. The coding region runs from base 1 to 2331 and encodes 776 amino acids. Gene Ontology annotation, cellular component: membrane.
AUGAAAAGCACAAACAACCGCGCCGGCAGCCACCUGACCGGACAAGUGGAGUUGGAGAGUGUUGGAAAUGGGGCCUGGGUGAACCAGGCGUACAUUGGGACCCCUCCGCCGAUCCCCCGCGUCAUCAGCACCAUCUAUGACUCCCAGCCCGUGUUCCAGGGUUCUAUGGACAGCAUCUACAAACCAGGCAGCCCAAGUCCCUUCCCUGAGCCUCCGGACAGCACCGAACCCAUGGGGAAGAAACAACGGGGCUGCUGCUCUUUUAUCAAAGGUUUGUGGGGAACCACUCUGACUGAGAACACAUCGGGGGACAGAGAGCUGUUUGUCCGCACCACACUGAGAGAGUUAGUGGUCUACCUGGUAUUUCUCGUUGAUAUCUGCCUCUUGACAUAUGGGAUGACCAGUUCCAGUACGUACUAUUACACCAAAGCUAUGACGGACCUGUUCAUCAAUGCAGCAGGAGAAAGUGGAGUGAAGUUUCAGUCUAUUGGCACCAUGGCCGACUUUUGGGAUUAUACUCAGGGUCCAUUACUUGAUGGCCUCUACUGGACCAGGUGGUACAAUAAUCAGUCUAUGGAAACAGGAGACCAGUCCUUCAUCUACUAUGAGAACAUGCUUCUGGGAGUCCCCAGAAUGAGACAAAUCAAGAUGAAGAAUAAUUCCUGCAAAGUGCACCAGGAUUUUCAAGAGGAGAUUUCUGGCUGUUUUGACGUCUACAACGAAAAGAAAGAGGAAGACUUGAACUUUGGUCUUAUUAAUGGCACAGCAUGGACUUACCACACGGAGAAAGAGAUCAAGGGCUCGUCUCACUGGGGGCUGCUGACCACCUAUAGCGGGGCAGGGUACUAUCAGGACCUGGGCCGGACCAAGGAUGAGAGUCAAGUCAUUUUGAAAGAGCUCAUAUCCAACCUGUGGCUCGACCGGGGAACCAGAGUAGUCUUCAUCGACUUCUCAACCUAUAAUGCAAACAUCAACAUGUUCUGUGUCAUCAGGUUGGUAGUUGAAUUCCCAGCCACCGGUGGAGCGAUUCCUUCCUACCAAAUCCGAACCGUCAGACUCAUUCGUUACAUCACCACCUGGGAUUUCUUCAUCCUUGGCUGCGAGAUGGUCUUUUGUUUGUUUAUCCUUUAUUACAUGGUGGAGGAAAUAUUGGAGCUGAGGAUACAUAAAUUCUCCUAUUUCGGAAGUAUCUGGAACAUACUGGACAUUGUUGUCAUACUGCUUGCAGUUGUUGCCAUUGUGUUCAACAUUUUCCGUACAGUCAAAGUGGACAAACUGCUUGGACAUCUUCUUGAAAACCCAGACAUCUAUGCAGAUUUUGAAUUUCUAGCUUUCUGGCAAACACAGUACAACAACAUGAAUGCAGUGAACUUAUUCUUUGCAUGGAUAAAGAUUUUUAAGUACAUUAGCUUUAAUAAGACAAUGACUCAGCUGUCUUCCACAUUGGGCCGGUGUGCAAAAGAUAUUGCUGGAUUUGCCAUCAUGUUCUUUAUUGUCUUCUUUGCUUAUGCACAACUUGGCUAUUUGCUUUUUGGGACAGAAGUGGAGUCUUUCAGCACCUUUGUAAAAUGCAUUUUUACCCAGUUCAGAAUCAUCCUUGGAGACUUUGACUAUGAUGCUAUUGACCGAGCAAAUAGAGUCCUUGGGCCAAUAUACUUUGUGACAUAUGUUUUCUUUGUCUUCUUUGUCCUCCUAAACAUGUUUCUGGCCAUCAUCAAUGACACAUAUUCAGAAGUGAAGGAGGAGCUGUCGUCCCAAACAGAUGAGCUGCAAAUCACUGACAUCAUCAAACAGAGCUAUAUGAAGACAUUUACGAAGCUGAAACUAAAAAAGGAGAAAAUAUCCGAUGUUGAAAAAGCUCUUCGCUCGGGAUCCGGAGAAAUUGAAUUCAAAGACUUCAGAGAGACCCUAAAAGAGAUGGGGCACGCUGAUCACGAGAUUUCGGCAGCCUUUUCACAGUUUGAUCGAGAUGGAAACCAGAUCCUCGAUGAAGAUGAGCAGGAGAGGAUGAAGAAAGAGCUGGAAGAAAAAAGAGAUGCUCUUUCUGCUGAACUAAACAACCUUGGUACAAAAUAUGAGAAGGAUUUACGUGAGAAGGCUCCAGGGACAACCAACGAGCAUAAAAGACUUGGAAGUCAAACAUUUAUUGAGCGAGAACAAUUUCUAAGAUUGUCACGGCAUGUUCUCCAUCUUGAAAGCUCUGUGUCUAACAUCUCCUCCAGACUUGCCUUGAUAAUGGAAAAAAUAGGAUUAGAAGACUUACCUGGAAGCAGUAAUAGCGAUGUCUCAGUCCUGGGGACAAGUGACUUGUCUUUGCUUGGGCGACAGUAG